CCGUGCACCGCUGCUCUCCCCUCGGCUCCACUCAGUCGAGGAUACCGCUACUUCUCCCUCCCUCUCUAUCCCACUCAUGCGUGCACAGAGGACACCCAUGGACUAACCAGAGAGAGUGGACAGCGUAGUGGACUUUUGGGGGGACAAUGGCGGCUAAAGAGGACAUUUACAGCAAAAUCCUCCCUCGCAGGCUCCGUCAAAAUCGUCUUGGUUCAGUGAAAUGUGGCUCCAACCUGGACGUGCUGCUGUCCAUGGGCUUCCCCAGACCAAGGGCACUCAAAGCUCUGGUGUCGACAGGAGGCCGGAGUGUCCAAGCUGCCUGUGACUGGCUGUUCUCCCACGUAGAUGACCCGUUCUUGGAUGACCCCCUACCUCGUGAGUUUGUGCUGUACCUCCGCCCCAGUGGACCCCUCCAGAACCAACUGUCCCACUUUUGGCAGCAGAGCCGAGUCACCUGCGGAAAAAACAAGGCCCACAACAUCUUCCCCCACAUCACACUCUGCCAGUUCUUCAUGUGUGCAGAUCACAAAGUGGAGGCCCUGAGUGAGUCCUUACAGACCACUGUGCAGCAGUGGAGGGGCCGGUUCCCCAGUCCUCUGCCCCUGGAGCUCUACACCUCCUCAAACUUCAUUGGUCUCUUUGUGGAGGAGAAAGUGGCAGACGUGCUCAAACAGUUUGCCUCUGACUUUGCCACAGAGGCAGCACGGAAAGCAGAAGUCCAUGUGGAGCCUCAUAAGAAGCAGCUCCAUGUGACGUUGGCCUAUAACUUCCCCACGGACCACCUGCCCUCUCUGGAGAAACUGGCCAAGGGCAUAGAGGUCAAACUGGGCUGUGAUUGGCUGGCUGUUCUGUUCUCCCGGGACAUUCGAUUUGCUAACCAUGAGACACUGCGCGUGCAAUAUCCCUACACCCCCCAGAACGAGGAUGAGCUGGAGUUGGUGCCGGGGGAUUACGUCUUCAUGUCUCCGGUGGACCAGAACAGCACCAGUGAGGGCUGGGUGUUUGGGACGUCCCUCUCCACGGGGCUGUCCGGCCUGUUGCCUGAAAACUACGUCACUCUGGCCGAUGAGUCAGACACAUGGGUCUUUCACGGGUCCCACUCGUUCUUCAGCUGUGGCCCGUCUGACAAGAGCGCUAAAGACAGAGGCAUGUUUGAUGGACUGCUGGACAGUCGUCGGCCUGAAAACUCCAGCCCCGGAGAGACCCCUUCUCUUAGUCUCAUCUGUCAUCCCAUGCAGGUUCUGCGGAUCAGUGGUAGUCACUCACGACAGCCGAAGAGGACCCUUUUUGUUUGUCGCCACGGAGAGAGGAUGGACGUGGUGUUUGGAAAGCAUUGGCUCUCCCUUUGCUCCGAUAGCAAAGGUCGAUACAUUCGCUCCAACCUGAACAUGCCUCAGAGUAUCCCGAUGUGGGGAGGGCAGAGGGACUAUGACAUGGACGCUCCCAUUACUGUGCUAGGGUGUACACAGGCACGGCUCGUGGGGGAGGCACUAUUAGAAAGUAACACAGUAAUAGACUUUGUGUACUGCUCUCCUUCAUUACGGUGUGUCCAGACAGCACAGAAUAUUCUAAAAGGUUUGCAGCAGGAGGGGAAGCUGAAGCUGCGAAUAGAGCCAGGUUUGUUUGAAUGGACCAAGUGGGUUUCAGGAAACUCACUUCCUGCUUGGAUUUCUCCCCCUGACCUGGCAGCUUCCCACUUCAGUGUAGACACAACAUACAGACCGCUGAUUCCUGUUAACAAACUCACUGUGUCUGAAUCCUAUGAGACGUACAUGAGCCGGAGUUACCAAGUGACCAAAGAUAUCCUGUCCGACUGCAAAAACACCGGAAACAACGUGCUGAUUGUAGCCCACGCGUCUUCUCUUGAGGCCUGCACUCGACAGCUGCAGGGCCGGAGUCCACAGACCACCAAAGACUUCAUACAAGUGGUCCGAAAGAUUCCAUAUUUAGGUUUCUGUUCCUGUGAGGAGCAGUCGGACACUGGGGUGUGGCAGUUAGUGGACCCUCCCAUCCUCCCUCUGACUCAUGGACCCAACCACACAUUCGACUGGAGGGAAACUCUGAUGCAGGAAUGACCAAAAAAUGCAAUAAAUAAUGUUAUAUUGAAUUGAAAAAGACUAAAACACACUGUCAGUGGCUUCAUAAAGACAUUUCACUGAGGGUUUAAUGCUCAUUGAUGAGGACUAAUGCUGAUACCAUCAACCCUCUAGCGCCAUCUUCUGGUUUACUUUUGCUGCAUGACACGAAGGUGUUUGGACUGGGAGAAAGCUGCACUGUGUGGAAGCUCAGAGCCCAGUUUUGUGAAAUAAUGAGUAAUUAAUUUAUUUUUCUUAAUGAUUGUACAUGAAAUUAUAGUAUGUCUGAUGUAAUACCCGACAGUUAGAGCUUCCUAUUAAAAGUAAAAGACUCAGGUUCAUUUAUGGCAGUCCUAAGUAAAAAUUAAUUGUUACAUUGCUAUUUUUCCAUUUCUUUGCCAGUGUUGUCAUUGUUCAUUUAAGUUCAAUGUCAGUGUCAAUGCACAUAACAUUAGUUAACAAGAGCAUAACUAGAUAGCUAAAUAAAUUACAUCAUUCAUUCAUUGUCUUCUACUUUCUGCUCAUUUCAGUUGGGGCAUGCAGGCGACAAGAGAAUUUUGAUUCUGAAUUAUUUGUAGCUAAUAAAUAAAAUUGUGAAUCUGUAUGUGGACACCACCAUACAUAGAGGUUAGGAUAAAUUCCCAGUGUUUCAAAACCAUCAAAUUAAAAAUGGCCUCUGUUGAAAUGUAUUGCUUUCAAAAACACUGCCCAGAUCAUAGACUGUGUAAAUAAAUGGACAUAGCUUACCCGCUAGCUCCCACGUUCCACAUUGAAAGUGAGAAUGGGACACUUCUGGCUCCAUCGACUCUGACUCCAAUUGACUUUGCAUUGAAAAAUUGUCACCCCUUCUCUGUAACUGUUGCACUAUGACUUGUAAUUUAGGUCUUAAAAUGUUCAUAUUAACCCACACUAUAUGGUCCUGGUGUUUUUGUUUAGCUAUUUUGUCUGCAAGUGAAUUCCUAUUUCUAGUAUGGAACUAGCUCCAAAUUUGCUCCCAUAACCGCUAACAUCGUGAGCUUCAUUUGACUGGAGCUAAAUGCGAUGGGUGACAUCACACUCUCUCAGUCCACUUUAUAGAGUCUAUGGUCCAGAUGAAAGCAACCAUUGAAAUCACCUUACAUACUAAAUUAAGGCAUAAAAAGUUUCACAAGUUAACCCAUUAAUACAGCGCACUCUAUGUCAAAUUAAUAUUUAUUUAUAUAAUAUAGGUCUAUUAAUAUAGAAAUGAUACAUGACAUUUAUAGGUAAAAUCAAGACCGUAUACUAAAACUAUUUAGGAAAGGUUAAAUUUUGUCCCAAUAAUGCUUUUUUUCAGUAUCGAUACUUGUUUAAAUUAGUAUUGCGUUUCAGUACUAAUUUAAAUAUUGAUUAGCAUCUAGCUAUUGCUUACCUUAUUAAUUACAAAUGUGAGUGCACAACCUGUUAGUGUAUAUUCCAGUACAAAACAGGUCAUCCCAUCAUUUCAUUUUUACAUAUCAAACACUCAGAGCUCAGGUUUGGUAAAUAUUUCAAGAUUUUUGAGAUUUAGAAAUGGUUCAUUUUGUGUCAGUCUGAGAUUUUCAUAACAAACUUCCCAGAUACUCAGCCCAUGUGUAGCACAUGCAGUUCACUCCUUUACUUUGCUAAUAUUAUAUUUAAAUAAAGUGACUUGAAGGCGGCACAAACUGCAAUAUUGACAAUCAUACUGUAGCUUACGAUUCUGGUCAGCAGCCUUUUAUUGUUUAGUAUCAGUUGUAACUUCAAGUUGUAAAUAAUUCUAUUUUUGGGAUUUUUGGGAUACAGUCUUCCAUUUCCUUUCACUAGGCUCUGUCAACAGCAGCGUGCUAGCAAGCUCACUGUGUCUCAGAACAGUCACUUUUAUUAAAAUCGGAAAACGUAAUUAAUAUAAAUAAAAUGUAUAUAGCAUUAGCACUGAGACUUUCUUUCUAAAUAGAAAAGUGUUCUUUGCUGAAGUAUUCAUUUUAUUUGUAUAUUUUCAGUCACAUCCACCUGCAGCCUUAUCUUUAAAUAUUUAUCAGUUUUAGCACAACUCAGCAAAAACUACAUAGAGAUAAAUUUGGACAGGAAUUUGUGUCACUAACAGUGAGUUUGCAAGGCUCUAUUGUGCACAGAGCCUAUUUUAUUUAUUAUUAUUAUUAUUAUUUUUGAAGCACCAUCGCAGUUAUUGGCAUGCAACGAGUAAAGCUCUGUAUCUCAGGUGUUAACUGCAUUUAAAUAUAAAGCUUUGGGUGACCAUGCUAUUGUGAAGUUUUAUGUACAACAGAAAUAGCAACUUUAAAAUAGUAAUGAAUUACGUAGUUAAUCAAGUGACUGAUUAUCAAAUAAAAGUGAAGGAUUCUCCGUAAGUAAAUUCAUUUGGGUGUAAAACAUCUGUAUUUAAUAAAUAACAUGAAAGAUA
Boleophthalmus pectinirostris (great blue-spotted mudskipper) is the source of this 4473-nucleotide messenger RNA. It is a transcript of the gene ubash3bb, whose product is annotated as ubiquitin associated and SH3 domain containing Bb. Lineage: Eukaryota; Metazoa; Chordata; Actinopteri; Gobiiformes; Gobiidae. The record is from RefSeq and is a predicted model, not a curated record. Gene Ontology annotation, molecular function: protein binding.